AUGGCCAGAGACAGCAUCUUGCUUGAAAAGAAGGGUACCACUGAGACUGCGGGAGGCGGAGCGCCCCAGUGCAGUUUGAAUCGCUGGGUGCGGUUGUGGCAGCGCAAUCGCAGCGUUGUUCUUCUCGCUGACGAGACGGGGCUCGUGAAAGUUAGCAGCGGGUUGAAGUCAUAUUUGAUGGUGAGUUUGUCUGCCAGAGCAUCGGGUUCUCCGGGAUGCUGGGUUAAAGUGUGUGGGUACCUGUGGGACAUGCAAGAUGCCGAGGUUGUGUGCAGGCAGCUUGGCUGUGGCUCGCCUCUUGCUGUGAUGCACUAUUUCCCUUCGAGCACCUUGGACUAUCACCUGAUGACGGCGGUGGAUUGUGCAGGCUCUGAAAAGUAUUUGUGGGACUGCCCCUACGAGUACAUAAACUCUGACUGUUAUCACGGGGAUGCUUCUGUCAUAUGCUCAGACUCGGGACUGACAGUGCCUCCACCAACAGGUGCUGGUGCCUGUGGUGGCUUGCUUCAUGGUUUGUCCGGCUCGGUCCAGAGCCCAGGCUACCCCAACUCCUACCCCAACAACGCCUUCUGCAUGUGGCACAUAUGGCUGUUGGAGCUGGAUCGCAGAGUCGAGCUCCAGUUUUUGGAUGUCGAGCUGGGAGGGCGGCACUGCAUCAAGGUGUACGAUGGCGAGUCCGCUCAGGCCCCGCUCCUCGGGACUGUUUGCAGGAAUGACCAUCGCGUCUUCAGGUCAUCCGGGCACCAGCUGAGCAUCCUGUUUCACAGUGAUGGCAGCAUCACCAGAAGAGGUUUCCAGGCCUACUACUACUCAUUUCCCGCCUUCGGCAGCACCACAGUGCCAGGUAGCUCAAGCUUGACUCCCACAGUGACCACAGGGAGCUCCAGCUUGACGCCCCCUGUAUCAUCGACCUCAGAAGAUUAUUCUUGUGGCGGCUUGCUUUCCUCUCCCUCUGGUACAUUAGAGAGUCCGUUUUACCCCAGAAAUUAUCCAAAUAAUGCCAACUGUGUCUGGGAAAUAGAAGUAAAGAGCAACUUCCGUGUCAGACUCACAUUUAGAGAUGUUCAGAUGGAAGGUGGCAGAUGCCUGUCUGACUACGUGGAAGUCUAUGAUGGGCCACUCCGUACCUCUCCUCUCCUUGGGAAAUUUUGUUCUGGUUCUUUUCGCACGUACACCUCUUCCGCAAACCUGCUGACUGUCCGAUUUUACAGUAACUCUCGGCACACCUACAGAGGGUUUCGGGCUGGCUACUACUCCACUCCAGCAGAUCAGAGCACUACCCUGUUGUGUUUGCCGGACUACAUGCAUGCAGUUGUGAGCAGAUACUACCUUCAGUCACAAGGCUAUUCUGCUUGGAAUCUCUCCUUGAACGACCCCUAUUGCAAACCCAACGUUACAGCAGAGUAUGUUAUAUUCGACAUACCAUACACUCGCUGCGGCACAGUGAGAGAGGGAAACAACAAUACAAUAAUCUAUUCCAACCUUAUUAGAGGAUCCUCUUCUGGUACUGCAAUCACAAGAAAUAAAAAUCUUCACUUGCAUGUCAAGUGCAAAAUGCUCCAGAACACAUGGACACAAACAACGUAUCUUGCGGACGACAAUUUUGAAGUCAAUGAAACUCAGUAUGCCAGAUAUGAUGUGAACCUUACAUUUUAUCACUCUGCAUACUUCUCACGGCCAGUGUAUGAGUCACCAUACUAUGUUGAUAUCAACCAGGAUUUGUUCCUUGAAGCUUAUCUGCACAGCUCUGAUCCAAACCUGGUGUUAUUUGCAGACACAUGUGUUGCAUCGCCCACUCCCAACAAUUUUACAAGUGUCAUCUAUGAUAUAAUCAGGAAUGGGUGUGCUCGAGAUUCUACCUAUGCUACAUAUUAUUCACCCUACAGACAUGUGGUCAGGUUUAAAUUCAAUGCCUUCCAGUUUAUUCAUAACAAUCCAUUGGUUUACCUGCAGUGUGAACUGGUGGUGUGCAGGGCCUAUGACUAUUCGUCCAGAUGCUACCAAGGCUGUAUUGCUACGUCCAAGAAAGAGGCAAGCUCUGGCCAGGAAAGUGUGACUGUUGUUGCUGGCCCAGUACAGCUUCAGGAAGCUGGUGCUGAGAAUAGCAACACACGUGAUUUUAAAUAA
Messenger RNA from Leptosomus discolor (cuckoo roller), 2127 nucleotides. Lineage: Eukaryota; Metazoa; Chordata; Aves; Leptosomiformes; Leptosomidae. The record is from RefSeq and is a predicted model, not a curated record.